Schistocerca gregaria is the source of this 1068-nucleotide messenger RNA. Its product is annotated as cilia- and flagella-associated protein 57-like. The transcript has 7 exons. NCBI's taxonomy places the organism in Eukaryota, Metazoa, Arthropoda, Insecta, Orthoptera, Acrididae. Bases 1 to 1068 code for a protein of 355 amino acids. The record is from RefSeq and is a predicted model, not a curated record.
AUGUUUCCAAAGGAUGGGGAACCUCCAUACAGUGUAGGCCGUACAGGUACACAGCCCAUCUUUGUUCUUCACAUUCUUCUGUGUGAACUCAUUACACUGGGAACACUUUUUUCUCUGAUACAACUGGAAAAUGAGCAUGCACAAAUAAUGAAUGAACUGAACAACGACCUAACAAAAAUGGAUGAAUGCCAUAAAGAAACUUUACAGAGCAUUACAGAGCAUUAUGAUCUUAAACUAGUUUUUGAAUAUGACAGAUUUCAUGAACUGGAAGAAGCAGAUAUUAAGAUGAGAGCAGAUUAUGAAAGAGAGCUGCAAGAAUUACUUGAAACAAAGGCAAAGUGCAUCAAUGAUCUAAUAGAAACAUAUGAGAAACAAGUACAAGAAAAGGCAGUGGAAUUUGAAAAUCUUCUGAAGCAAGUAGAAAAACAAACACAGAAACAUGAAGAAAUAAAACAGCAGAUUGAAGAUGAUGCUGACCAUGAGACAGUAGAUCUAAGGACAGCGUAUGAACAGUUAUUAAGAGAGGAAAGAAAUAUAAGUGAUAGUUUUAGAAAAGAAGCUACAGUUUGGAAAAACAGACUUAAAAGUUUACAGAAAGCAGGAGAAGAAUGUGCUGUAACAUUUAAUGAGACAUUAAUUGAGCAUCAUAAGUUCCAGCAUAAAAUUGCUUCAUUGGAAAAGGAUACUGAGGAAUUAAAACAAGAACUCUGUCAACGAGACAACGCCCUCCAAGACAAGGAGAAAGGAAUAUCUGAUUUGAAAGAGAGUAAUCAAGAACUCAGUAAGUUGAAAUUUAUACUGCAUUAUAAAACAGAAGAACUUCGAAAUCAAAUUCAACCCAAAGAUAUACAAAUCCAGAAUAAGGAAGAACAAAUGAUGGAUGUAAGUAUGAACAGCACUAUCAUUUUACUACAGCAGGUAGCAACUUAUAUUGCUUUCUUGGUACUUCCAUACCCUCACAAUGGGCAGCCUGAACAGAGAACAAAUAUGGAUACAAUAUUAAUGGCUCAUAGCAGAAAUUCUGCAGUAGAAAGAAAUGGAAAUGGAGUGGAUGAGAAUGGGAACUAG